GGAUCAUUUAUAGCCAUAUUAGACAUCCUAUUUGUAUUAUUGUUUUUUUUUCGAUCUAUAUAUCUUUGUACAUAAUAUAGCUUUUUAAAAUAAUAUGUCUGCUCAACUACCAUUAGGGGAUAUUUCUAAAUUAGCUAUUCCAACUCUCCCAGGAAUGCAGCCACCCAAACCUCAACCUGGCUUUUGGUCUUCUAAUCCUGUUUUUUCUUACUUAAAUGAUGUAUAUUCUUCAGUGUCUGAACAUAGAAGGUCUUUGGGUUUAAACAAUCCAGGAACUGUAGAAGACUUAAGCAGAGAAGUUUCAAGAGAUGUUCUCUUAGGCCAAUAUUUUUUCACUGGUUUAAGAGCUGAUUUGACCAAAAACUUUUCCACAAAUCCUUAUUUUCAAAUUACUCACAGUUUGAGUAUAGGCUCACAAAUGAUGCCUCCAUAUGCUUUCACUUCUCUUUAUGCAACUGAUGACUUAGUUGCCCAAGGUACUCUUGAUAAUAAUUUUGCGCUCAACGGUAGAGUUCAUUAUGCUUGGUCAAAAAAUAACAUCUCAAAAAUCAAUUCUCAUAUCGCUAAGGGCCAACCAGCAAUGGUUCAGCUUGAGCAAGAUUACCAAGGACAUGAUUUCUCUUUCAAUAUAAAAUCUUUAAAUCCUUCUUUCUUAGACAAUGGAGAGUUUUCUGGAGAUGUCUAUGCCUCUCUUUUGCAAUCAAUUUCUAAAAAACUAUCUAUUGGUAUAGAAGCUGCAUACUCCCGUCAAGCUCAAUAUCCUCCAGAUGCAGCUAUCUCUUAUCUUGCAAGAUACAAUGCUGAUAAAUGGAUUGCUUCAGCCCAAAUUAAGGCUCAAGGCUCAGUUGUCGCCUCCUUUUAUAGAAAAGUUGCUGAAAAUGUUUCAGCAGGUAUCGAAACUCAAAUUCUGGCAUCAAUGAGGCCAAUUACCGACCCAAUGUUAGGUCAAACUAUUGGUGUUGAACCAGUUAUGGAAGGUGUCACUACUAUCGGUGCUAAAUAUGAAUUUAGACAAUCUGUAUUUAGAGGUCAAAUAGAUUCUGAUGGGAAAGUUUCUUGUUGUCUUGAAAAGAAAAUAUUACCAACAGUUAGUGUAUUAUUUUCUGGUGAAUUAGAUCAUCUCAAAAGUACUUCAAGACUUGGUUUAGGUUUGCAAUUUGAAACCGCUGGUUCUGAAGAAAUGAUUUUACGUCAACAAGGUUUAGAUGCUAAUGGUAAUCCACUUACCUUAGAACAAGCUGCUAUGUAAAUUUUGUUCAGUUUAAUGAGUUAAGCUAUUUUAAAAAUCUAAAAAUCUAAAAUAAAGGUCUAAUUUUUUUAAUGUUUUUUUUAUUUAAUUUUACUUUUUUUAUU
Molecule: messenger RNA, 1353 nt
Organism: Ascoidea rubescens DSM 1968
Lineage: Eukaryota; Fungi; Ascomycota; Saccharomycetes; Ascoideales; Ascoideaceae
Gene: TOM40
Product: TOM complex pore protein TOM40
Exons: 2
Coding region: 95-1249 (384 amino acids)
Biological process (GO): protein import into mitochondrial matrix
Cellular component (GO): mitochondrial outer membrane translocase complex; mitochondrial outer membrane
Molecular function (GO): transmembrane protein transporter activity
Source: RefSeq, a predicted model, not a curated record